This is a messenger RNA of Mucor mucedo, 640 nucleotides long. RefSeq lists its product as uncharacterized. NCBI's taxonomy places the organism in Eukaryota, Fungi, Mucoromycota, Mucoromycetes, Mucorales, Mucoraceae. Bases 32 to 532 code for a protein of 166 amino acids. The record is from RefSeq and is a predicted model, not a curated record. The transcript has a single exon.
UAAAAACUCAUCAAAAAUAAAAACCAUCAAAAUGCAAUUCACCAUCUUUACUGUACUCGCUAUUCUCACUAUUGUCUGUAGCGCUUUACCAUUCAACAAAAGAGCCCCAAGCUAUUCAAUUCAAGUCAAGUCUGAAACUGAUUUCUGUUCAUUCAUGCCACCCAAGGCUGGUGACGAUGUCGGCGCUACUGAAAAUGAUGGUAUUCCCUUUUGUACAAACUCAUCUUUGGGAGGUCAGGUCUUCCCCACUGGAUACAUCAAGUCUGCUCACUAUUUGAGUACGUCAGACUAUGUUCAAGUAACCGGUACUAUUGAUCGUGAUGCUUAUAGCCUUAAGGAAUCUGACGGUGGAGGACAGUAUGAUAACAAGGAUAUUGACAAUGUCACUUGUAACGGCUACAAGUACUUUGUUAACUUGAUUGAGCCUGAUGCUAAUAUCUUUUGUAUCCGUUGUUGCGAAAACCAAGCCGAUUGUAAAUUGGGUAUCUCUACCUUUGGUUGCGCUAGAAUCGUUCCUGGCAACUACAAUUAAAUAAGGCCGUUGGCCCAUGCAUCUUUCAAUAUAUAUAUAUAUGUAUUUAGUAUAUCAUCAUCUCUUCUUUUUUUAUUUAAAUAAAUCAUUUUCUUCUUGUAAACCUUA